ACCUCUCAUAUCAAAAAACACUUUUAAUAGUUUUUCAGCCAAACACUCAACUGCUUUUUUUGAAAAAUACUUCUCUACAAGCUCAAGCCAGAAGCUGCUUCUGCAAAAGCUACAGCAGGGCCAAACUGAGCUAAUAUUUUGUUUCCGAAUUCAAAACCAAAUAACAGUAGUUUGGGUUUGGUUUGGCCUAGUCUCAGUUCGAUUUGAGUUUACAGAGCCAGAUGUCCACCCUAGUGCUGUUAGCGAUGCGGUUUUGGUUUUAACCGAACCGCCAAUGCGGUUAACCGCAGCCGACAAUCAUCCAAAAACCCCAACCGCCACCGACACCGAUUGCCUCGUCGGUUAGCCGAAAACCGCCGUCACUGUUUCGGGUCGGUGUCGCGGUUAGCUGAAGACCGACGCAGGGGGUGGAUCUGGCCAAAUUUCUGGAUCCGACUGUCGAAUCUCGCCGCCAAAUCGCCAAAUUUCUGGAUGGAAUUGGGGGUGAGAUGGCAAUUAGAACCGGCGAGGAUCCAAGAGGCCAAAUCGACAUAAGUAGGGGGUGACAAUCACCCCUUGCAUGUCUUCUUUUCUUCUAUCAAGUAACGGCGACGACGAUGGACAACGAGGAAGCAGGGGACGGAGAUAGCGAUGGACGAUCGAUCUUCACUAGAGCAAGCCAACAACGACCCUCUUCUCCUUCUUGGCCUUUGUUCGCUGAAUCUCGACUAUCGCCGCUUUCUUAUCGGCGGAGGAGAACCAAAUCGCCGCUUUGUGACCUUGGAUCUGGAGGAUACAGGGAAAGGAAGAAAGGGGGAGAGGUGGAGAGCGGCUAGGGGAGAGGGAGAGACAAAGACGCCUUAUUGUUUUUCGAUACGGGUUAGCGAUGGAGGAGGGAGGAGAAGGGAACGGAGAAGAAGGGAGAGACUGGCGAGAGGAGAGGGAAAAUCUUGUUGUCUUGUAAGAGGAAGAGGAAGAGAGUGGGGGUUGCAAACUUGCAGUGGGAGACUAAAGGGGGUGAGAAGUCGGUUUUUCGGUGAACCGAGUUUAUCUCGGUUACUUCACUCGCGGUUUUCGGUUAGAAUUAUAACCCAAAUCUGCCAACCGACGCCAAUACCGCCAGACUAUUAUUGGUUUUCGGUUCGGCGGUUAUCACCCCUAGUCCACCCCUAGUAUAACCGACGCCGUAUAACCGACAACCGAUUAUCACCCCUAGUCCACCCCUAGUAUCGGUUGAACCCCAUUAUAUUGACAGGCAUGCCACCCGCAUGACUAAUUGACAACCAUUGAUUUGGGGCUAAUGACUUUCUUACAAUCAUCAUCUUCUACUCUUAUUCUCUUCUCUUCCGGACGACGGUUUUCUCGAAGCUAGCUACGUCUAAAGUCUGCGGCGGAGCGCUCAAACGCAGAUCUGUUGUGUUCCUCAUCUCCCGGUAAUGGCGACGCCGCUAGUUGUCGCCUCCGCGGCGGCACCAGCCCCAGGUCCGGAAUCAGAGGAAGAGAUUCCAGAUUCCUUCAAUUGUUGCAUUUGCUUGGAUCUUCUGUACAAGCCGGUUGUACUUGCUUGUGGUCACAUGGCCUGUUUCUGGUGUGUUCAUCUUUCGAUGAGCUUCCGCAGCGAGUCCCAUUGUCCAAUUUGUAGGAACUCUUACCAUCACUUCCCUGCCAUCUGUCUGGCUCUCCAUUUCUUGCUGAUGAAGUUGUACCCCAUUGCCUACAUGAGAAGGCAAGGGCAGAUUCUUGAGGAAGAAAAGGAAAGAAGAUGCUUCUCCCCUCAGUUGGAUAGCAAUUUGGCCAUACUAAUGAAUGCUGAUAAAUGCUGUGACGGAACAAAGGGUCUCACAUAUCCCUCAACCUCUAUUGGCGAUUCUAGUGCUGGCUCGAAUGAGGAGUCACUUACAAGUAGUACCACACAACUGGGACCCUCUUCCAUGACUGUUGUUACUUCUCUUGGAGAGAGGAAUCCUGAUGAGAGUUGCGGAGGAAACCAUAGUGAAGCAAUCGAAGAACAUGGUUUGCACCAGAAUAAGCCUAUGGGGAACUGGAAGCCCAUUUCAACUGAUGACGUACAAUGUUUGGCUUGCAAACAGCUGCUCGUCCUUCCAGUGGUUCUUAAUUGUGGCCAUGCAUUCUGUGGAAGUUGCAUCGUCCAACUAGUAGAUGAGGCAGUCAAAUGUCAGGAAUGUGGAAGUCUGCAACCUAGAGGCGCUUUGAAAGUUUGUCUAGAGUUUGAUAAUUUCCUAGCAGAACAAUUUCCCGAGGAGUACCAAUCCAGAAGAGAAGCUGCUCAACAUGCUCAUGCCAAGCUUCAGAAUGCAACCGCAGGUUCCAUGGAAAGCAGUAAAAAGGACUUGCCUCCAUUACAAGAGCGUUUACUUUCUUGGGCUGACCCCCAAAUGAAGGUUCACAGAGGAAUUGGCUGUGAUGCUUGUGGGAUGUGUCCAAUUAUCGGGGAGAGACACAGGUGCAUCGACUGCGUGGAGGCUAUAGGGUUUGACCUGUGCGGAGAGUGCUACAACUCUAGGUCCAAGCUUCCGGGGCGGUUUAAUCAGCAGCACACUCCAGAACACAGGUUUGAGCUUGUGGGCCCGCUCCCCAGGAGCAUUAUGAUGAUGAUGGAGGCACAUGUGUUCCGACAGUUGGGUGGUGUAGCAACUAAUGCCACCAAUGAUUUUGAUUGGGAGAGUGAAUCUGGCAGUGUCCCUCCUGCAUCUCUUUCCGAUGAUCCUCAGGAAAGCACUGGCAUAAGCAGUUUGGCGGAGGAUCCUCAGGAGAGCACACCCAGUAGCAGUUUGCCAGACGAUCCUCGGGAGAGCACACACAGAAGCAGUUUGCCAGACGAUCCUUGGUAGAGCAGUGACAGAAGCGGUUUGGCAGACGAGGAGGAUCUUGGUGAAAAUGAGAGCCAGUACACUGGUUGAGUUGUCAGUCUUCACUUUUCGUGAAUCAAUGUUGAUUCUGUCAAGAAGAGUUGUACUGCCUAACAGAAGUUGACGAACGAACGUGUGGAAGAGGGAAAACAUUGGCUUUCAGUCUCUGAUUUAGUGUGAUGUGGGCUAAUGCAGAGGAGCAUAGUCAUGGAGCAUGGAAGGGGAGUUGGCCCCGUCGCUUGAGAGAAUCUUAUUUUCUUUUUCGGUUAUAUGGACUAUAUACACAGGAGCACUUGGAGUGAGUUGGAAUUGCUAGAAAAAUUGUAAUUCGAAAAAGAGUGGGAGAUGUACGAGCUAGUAUUGUAUUGUAUGGUAUUGGUAUUGUAUUGAAUUGUAUCUAUCUACCAGACAAAAACUUCAGUAAUAUACAGCAAUGAUUGUAUGGUAUGGCGUAGUGUUCGUGAAACCAAGCUGAAUUUAAUCAGGAAUCAUUUGGCAGUUGAGUUCUUCUUCUUUCAUUCUUCCGGGCACCACUGUAUCUGCCAGGGCUCGAUCGGUACUCUAAUUUAGUACAGGCUCGAUUGGUACUCUACCUUGCUGGAAUCGAGUUCGAGUUAAGCUUCGAGACACCAAAUAACUUCAUUUUGUACCAUAAACAUGUUAGGAUUGCAACGGGGAUUUUAGUUCAGCGUUUCAUCUUCAUAGAACUUAAAGAUAAUCCAUUUGGGUAGUGCUUUAGAGGGCAAAAUGAUUCUAUAUGGUCAAAAACCUUCUGCAUCUACCAUUCCAAAAGCAACAACAAUAUCAAUCAGUCUAAGUUAAUGGUUUCCUCAAUCAGCUCACUACUCGCAUUCUACUUGGGCCAACAUUGUCAACUUCUGAUGGCAUCAUGCAAUAUCUUUUUAUAUUGUUUGCAAUUUUGCUAGUUAUUGAUGAAUAACCUAAGAAACUACUUCUGCACCAUUCGCCAGUUUUCUCACCUUUUUGGGAGCUAUAGUGCUUUCUCUCUCUACUCUCUGGGAGCUUCUUCCCGCAUGGAAAUUUUUUAUUUUUCUCUUUCCCGCCCAUUGAAAGACUGCCGAAGAUUUCCGACCUGAAAGGCAGGACGUUAUAUUUGUUCCGGUAGAUCCUGGAGGUGUUUUGUGUGUUUUUUCAGUUAUCUGGUGAAGCGAUUGCAUCCGUGUGCACAGAGGUGAGAGUCUCUUCCUGCUAUAGACUGAAGUGAUUUUGUUCUUCCUGCACAGUGGAAGCUUGAUAUAUAACCGCUUUCUGUUAAGAACUAGCAUUGUUUCUUCUUUCAGCGCAACAUCUCUCCAUCUGGUUGUCUGUUCCCCUGGAUUGUCUUUCACAACACUACAGUCUACCUCUUUUCGAUUCUGUUGUAUCUAUACCAUUAUGUACAUCUGUUGGGUCUGUGUCCCGUACUAAAACAUGAAAUUCAUGAGGUAUAACUGUAGGGUUCGUUGAGAUCCAAAAUCAAUGAUUAAUCUCAACAGCUUGUUAAGGAGCAGCUUGAUAUUCAGGUGAAAAGGAUAUCUGCAUCUUAUUAUCAUAUUGUUUUCCGGCGAGGAAAAUUUGGUGUUUUAAUUUAAUGAUUUGGAUCUUUGACUUCUUCAACAACGAAAAUCAACACGGUCCACUCCUCUUCGAACAAUGUUCGAACGAGGUUAUUUGAUGUUUUUGAUGGUUUUUUGGUAACAAGCUAUGUUAAUUACUCCUACUCCUAUGGAGAUUCAGUGAGAUGUCCGAAAAACUAAAGGGUACGACUAAAUUGCAGAGAAAAGAUAAAUUUUUGACAUCGUGUGUCAAAUGGUUGGUUGUGGAACCCCUGCUUCUUCUUCGUUUAAACUAUUUAUAGCCACUAGGUGUAACUGCCCUUGUAACCACCUUGGUAACUGCUAGUUGGCCUCUAGCUCCAAACCACCUCGGGGCCCUUGUCGCCGCCUCGUUAACUAGUUGGUAACCGUCGCCUUGGGGGCCCUUGUCUUGUCUUGGGGCUGGUGAGUAUUUGAUGGUCUCGAUGCCAGGUCGGGUUGGUGUUGAGCCUUGUCACCGUGUCAUGACUGGAUAGGGUUUAGCCUCUUUACAUUAGCCUCCAUGAUGAAGUGUUGAUCACAUCCUCGACAGUCCUGACGACUCCACACUCCUCAUCUUGCUAGCCACCUUGAUGAACCGACUUGAUAGCUAGGCCAUAUACCCACCUAGACAGGAUGAGAACUUGGCCCCUUUAUCCCCCAAGUCUCCACACUUAGUCUUAGAGACACUGUCAUGGCACCAACUUAUCAUCUUAGUAUCAAGCCAAUCUUGUCGGCUUGAUACCCUUGCUACCAAGCCAGCCCUGCCGGCUUGGUACCCCAUACUUAGCUUCUGCAAUCUUAUCAAGUUGGUACCUGGCACCCUACCGGCUUGGUACCCCAUACUUAGCUUCUGCAAUCUUAUCAAGUUGGUACCUGGCACCCUACCGGCUUGGUACCCCCAUUAGGGGGGCUAGCAAGCCCAUCUUGGGACUUAAUCUCCAUAUAGCCCCCCUAAGGGACUCUACAUCAUGUUCAUGAUGACUUGGUACCUAGCUUGGUAGUCACCUCAGAUGGCCACCUUCUCACCUCCUCGUCGAGCUUGGCACCCUUUGAUCUCCAUACUUAUUUUUUCGAGAGGUUUGGUAACCUGAUAUCAAGUCCAUCUUGUCGGCUUGCUACCCUCUAGGGGUCUUGGUACCGAGGUUUCCUCGCCGGCCUGGUACCCCCUCAGCUCCAAACUUGGCCAAAUUCAUGUUUUUCAUGUCUUGGUACCAAGCUCUGCCUUGCCGGCUUGGUACCCUCUCGUUUGGCCCCCUGUUGUUAUGGGUGGUAUGACACCCUAUCGUAUGGCCCCUUGUUGUAAUGGGAUUACAUACUUAACCCAAUUUCACGUCAUAGUACCAAGCCUUGCCUUGCCGGCUUGGUACCCAGUCGUUUGGCACCCCGUUGUGUCGCCUUGUUUCCAGACUUAGUUUUUGGAUCUCCCCCUAUUUGGUACCCGACUUGGUACCUGGUCGUUUGGCACCCUGUUGUGCCCCUUUGGCUCCAUACUUGGCCAAAUUCCAUGUCAUGGUACUGAGUCAUGCCUUGUUGGCUUGGUAACCUGUUUGGUACCCAAUCAUUUGGCACCCCGUUGUGCCGCCUUGUCUCCCGACUUAGUUUUUCGAUGGCCGCCUAUUUGGUACCCGGCUUGGUACCCGAUCUUUUGGCACCCCGUUGUGCCGCCUUGUUUCCAGACUUAGUUUUUUGAGAGCCAAAUUUUAUACCAAGGGGUGGAGGCAUCGUCUGGCUAUGGGGGCCAAGGAGACGAUCGGCCAUCGUAUAUGAGAGAAGGAGUUUGGCCACCUAGGCCCAAUGACCCAACAAGGCCCAGCUAACUCUUUUAAUUAUUAAUGUGGACCUGGCCUUAUAAAUCCAUUAAAUCUCUUGUAGUUAAUCGAUGUGGUACGAACUGAUUUUUUUAUGGAUAAACACAUAUCGAUGUUGAAAUAAUCUACCAAGAAGAAGGGCCUUCUUGGAGACUCAAAGGCUUCUAUAAAAGGCCAGAAAAGAGGAAAUGCUCUUAUCAUUUACAACUUCUCAUACGUCCCAUGCAGCUCAUUGUCAGUUGUUUGCAUGGUCUAAAUAACUACCCCAUCCCGAGCCAAAUUUAAUUCGAGAUGACGUUGCUAUAUAGUGGUGACAAAGGUCGUAUUCCACAAGUUUCGGUAUCUUAGCUUACUUCCCUCUCCAUUGUUAUAUAACCCAUCAAUUUUAGGUUUGUUUUGGAGGUUUUGAUUGAAUUACUGGUUGAGGUAGAUACAGAGAUAAAAGCAGGUACUUCGAGGUAACUCUCUUGCCCUAUCUUAGGUCUAACAUGCAACUCAUUAACUAUGUUGUUAUUGAUAUGGUGUGUGAGCUCUCUAAUCUUGUGGGCCUUCGUCGUUAUCCCAUGCCUUCGAGUAUGUCCCCCCAAGACUCAUUGUCACCUCAGUGAGGCUCACGUAUCUAGGAUAUUAUAGCUAAUUUCAAUACGUUCUACCUAACGUGCACACUAAAGAGUCGGAUCUGUGUGCUUGCGAACCUCUUGACCAACAUUUCGGAAUGCAUUCUUCUAGCAGGGGUACGAUCGCUUCCUCCACUAUAAGAACCUAAAAUCAUUCAUCUACCAUAACCUGCCAGUUGGCGCUACCCAAUCUAACCCUAAAAUUCUGGCCUAGCGAUGGCUUAGUUGCAGACUAAUAGGGAAGAGUAGGCGACUUACCCAAGUAUAAUCAAGUAUAAAUGAAGGAAUAAAAUCACU
Linum trigynum is the source of this 7148-nucleotide messenger RNA. NCBI's taxonomy places the organism in Eukaryota, Viridiplantae, Streptophyta, Magnoliopsida, Malpighiales, Linaceae. The record is from the annotation of a GenBank genome assembly.